CCCUCCCAUCUCGGUCAACUGAAGAGAACUCGCAUCAUGGCUUCUCAGGCGGUGCUGCUGUGCGUGUGUGUGGCGGUGGGCGUGGCCAGCGCGGGCUUCCUCGGCUCCCCGGCCGUCUCCUACUCGGCGGCUCCCGCUGUCCACUCGGCCCCGGCGCUUCCAGGAGCGCUGGCGGCGGCCAGGGCUGACGCGGACUACGACCCGAAUCCGCAGUACAGCUUCAGCUACAGCGUGAGCGACGCGCUGACGGGCGACGCCAAGCAGCAGCAGGAGAGCCGCAGCGGCGACGCCGUGCAGGGCAGCUACAGCGUCGUCGAGCCGGACGGCGCCGUCCGCACCGUGCAGUACUCGGCCGCGCCCGGCGCCGGCUUCAACGCCGUCGUCUCCCGCUCCGGCGGCGCACCACCGCCUCCCGCGCCCGCCAGGGUCGCCGCACCCGCGCCCCUGCCCGGUGAGUAA
This is a messenger RNA of Schistocerca piceifrons (Central American locust), 459 nucleotides long. Its product is annotated as cuticle protein 7-like. Bases 37 to 459 code for a protein of 140 amino acids. The record is from RefSeq and is a predicted model, not a curated record. Gene Ontology annotation, cellular component: extracellular matrix. The transcript has 3 exons. NCBI's taxonomy places the organism in Eukaryota, Metazoa, Arthropoda, Insecta, Orthoptera, Acrididae.